Molecule: messenger RNA, 1536 nt
Organism: Asparagus officinalis (garden asparagus)
Lineage: Eukaryota; Viridiplantae; Streptophyta; Magnoliopsida; Asparagales; Asparagaceae
Exons: 4
Coding region: 1-1536 (511 amino acids)
Molecular function (GO): protein dimerization activity
Source: RefSeq, a predicted model, not a curated record
AUGAACAUAGUUGUACAUUCUGCUGGGAGAGCUUGUUUUUUAUCUUCACAUGAUGCAUCGGCCGAUAAGCACGAUGCUAAGUAUAUCUUUGAUUUUGUAGACAAGGCUAUUGAUCAGAUAGGGGAGGCAAAUGUGAUACAGAUAGUCACUGAUGGAGCUUCAAACAAUAUGGCGGCUUCUAAGUUAUUGAUUGAGAAGAGGCCAAAUAUAUUUUGGACGACUUGUGCUACACACACGGUGAACUUGAUGUUGUGCGAUAUAGCUAAGAUAAAACUCAUUCGUAAUGCCAUUUUAAUGGGGAGGAGUGUAUCAGUGUUCAUAUAUAAUCACACCAAGCCUCUUCAAUUAUUUAGAGAGUUUACUAAGGGUGAUCUUGUGAGACCGGGAGUUACAAGGUUUGCUACAGCGUUCCUUUCUCUACAGUCAUUAAGAGAUCAUAAGAAAGAGAUGAGGCAAAUGUUUAUCUCUGACCAAUGGACAGAUUGUAGCCUUUCAAGAACAUCAGUGGGUAAAAAGGUUGCGGAGAUAAUUGCUAGCAACAAGUUUUGGGAUAAUAUAGACUUUGCUCUCAAAGUAUUCACUCCUCUCGUGAAUGUUCUUCGAAGAGCGGAUGGUGAUAAAAUCGGUUCGAUGGGAUUUAUAUAUGGGGACAUGUUGGUGGCUAUGGAGGAGUUGAAAGUGGCCCUUAGGAAUGAUGACAAGAAGUAUAAUCCCAUUUUGUCCAUGAUUGAGUCGAGAUUUAAGAAGAAUCUUUGUGGAACAUUACAUAAAGCGGGUUACUUUUUGAAUCCUUUUUACUAUUACCCAGCUUACACAGACAUUGAAGGUGACGGAAGCUUCAUGAAUGCCAUAGUCAAGUGUAUGCAUAGACUCUUUCCCGAUGACCAUGUGACUUUCACAAAGAUUGGAGAUCAAAUACCUAAUUAUCAAGAACGCCUAGGAUCAUUUGGGGAUCAAUUUGCGAGGCGAAGUGCUACUAAGGGUGAUUGUCCGGUUACUUGGUGGAGGCUUUAUGGAAACGAUACUCCCGAGUUAAGGAAGAUGGCAAUGAAGAUUUUGGGCUUGACAACUAGCUCUUCGGCUUGUGAAAGAAAUUGGAGUACAUUUGAGAUGAUUCAUACGAAGAAGAGGAAUAGACUAACUCAUAAAAAACUUCAUGACUUAGUCUUUGUCAAGUUCAAUGCAAAGUUGAAGAACAAGCAUGCCGUCCCAAAUAGAGAUCCUUUAACCGCCUACGAUGAUGAGGAAAGAGUCACCGAAUGGUUGUUGGGUGAGGAGGAGGAGAAUAGUGAUGAUGAAGUAUUUCCAGGAGAGUGUUUAACUUUUAGGCAAGUUGGAGAUAUUUCGGGAGCUAAUCCAAGGAAGAGAAAGAGUGGAAGGUUGCAAACGUAUAGAAGAAAGAAGAAAUCGGGAUCAUCUUCAUCGAAAGGAAAAGAGCCGAUGGAAGAUGACGAGGAAGAAGAGAUGGAUGCGUUAUUCACGGAGUCAGAUGAGGAUGAUAAUACUACUUUUGAUUUUGAUCACGAUGAAGAUUGA